Molecule: messenger RNA, 2085 nt
Organism: Perognathus longimembris pacificus (Pacific pocket mouse)
Lineage: Eukaryota; Metazoa; Chordata; Mammalia; Rodentia; Heteromyidae
Product: sodium-dependent phosphate transport protein 2B-like
Biological process (GO): intracellular phosphate ion homeostasis; sodium-dependent phosphate transport
Cellular component (GO): brush border; vesicle; apical plasma membrane
Molecular function (GO): sodium:phosphate symporter activity
Source: RefSeq, a predicted model, not a curated record
AUGACUCCUUGGUCAGAAUUAGAAAAUGCACAGCCUAAUUCCGAGAAAUAUAUCGAAGGAGACUUGAAUUUGCAAUCUCCCAUACCAGCCAAUGACAAGAACAUCAACAAAACUGACAAGAGCAUCAACAAAGCCAUUAAUGAGUCUCCUGCUUCCAAGAUUGAACUUCUGCCCUCAUAUUCUACAGUAGCCUUGAUUGAGGAGCAUACUGAGGUGGAUGACCCCUGGGACUUGCCUGAACUCCAGGACACUGGAAUUAAGUGGUCCGAGAGAGACACUAAAGGGAAGAUUCUCUGUGUCCUCCAGGGUAUUGGGCAAUUAAUUAUACUCUUAGGGUUUCUGUACUUGUUUGUGUGCUCUUUGGAUGUCCUCAGCAGUGCUUUCCAGCUGGUUGGAGGAAAAGUGGCUGGGCAGUUCUUUAGCAAAAACUCCAUCCUGUCCAACCCUGUGGCAGGGUUGGUGAUUGGUGUUCUGGUGACAGUAAUGGUGCAGAGCUCCAGCACUUCCUCAUCCAUCAUUGUCAGCAUGGUGGCCUCCUCACUGUUGACUGUAAGAGCUGCCAUCCCCAUCAUUAUGGGGGCAAACAUCGGAACGUCCAUCACUAACACCGUUGUGGCACUGAUGCAGGCAGGAGACAGAAAUGAAUUCAGAAGGGCUUUUGCAGGGGCCACUGUCCACGACUUCUUCAACUGGUUAUCUGUGUUGGUUCUCUUGCUAGAGGUCAUCGCCCACUACCUGGAGAUCCUGACCAACCUUGUGGUGGACACUUUCCACUUCAAGAACAGGGAAGAUUCCCAAGCCCUUCUGAAAGUCUUUACAGAUCCCUUCACAAAGCUCAUUAUCCAGCUGGAUAAAAGCAUUAUCCACCAAAUUGCAAUGAAUGAUCCUACAGCCCAGAACAAGAGUCUGAUCAAGAUUUGGUGCAAAACUCUUACCAACAUGACUCUGAUGAAUGUCACAGUCCCCUUACCUGACAACUGUACCUCCCCUUUCCUCUGUUGGACAGAUGGUAUCCACAUCUGGACCAUUAAGAAUGUGACCCAUACGGAGAACAUUGCUAAAUGCCAGCACAUCUUUGGGAAUUUCAACCUACCAGAUCUUGUUGUGGGCAUCAUCCUGCUCAUCAUCUCCCUGCUUGUUCUCUGUGGCUGUCUGGUCAUAAUCAUCAAGCUCCUGGCAUCUGUGCUGAAGGGGAAGGUGGCUACUGUCAUCAAGAAGACCAUUAACACUGAUUUCUCAUUUCCCUUUGCAUGGAUGACUGGUUACUUGGCCAUUCUUGUGGGGGCAGGCAUGACAUUCAUCGUGCAAAGCAGCUCCGUGUUUACAUCAGCCAUGACUCCCCUGAUUGGUAUGGGAGUGAUAACCAUUGAGAGGGCAUAUCCACUCACUCUAGGUUCCAACAUUGGCACCACUACCACUGCCAUCCUGGCUGCCUUAGCUAGCCCAGGCAACACAUUGAAGAGUUCACUCCAGAUAGCCUUGUGCCACUUUUUCUUCAAUGUCUCCGGCAUCUUGCUGUGGUACCCAAUUCCUUUCACUCGCCUUCCCAUCCGCCUGGCCAAGGGCCUGGGCAACAUCUCUGCCAAAUACCGCUGGUUUGCAGUCUUCUACCUGAUUGUCUUCUUCUUUCUAAUACCGAUGGCAGUAUUUGGCCUUUCUCUGGCCGGCUGGCAGGCGCUGGUAGGCGUUGGAGUGCCCAUUGCCUUCCUAUUGCUUCUGGUCGUCUUCCUCCAGCUACUGCAGUCCCACUACCCACAUAUCUUGCCCCAGAAACUCCGAGAUUGGAACUUCCUGCCUUCCUGGAUGCACUCGCUGAAGCCCUGGGACCACUUUAUCUCCCUGACCAUCAGCGGCUGCCAGAACCAGUGCAGCCAUGUAGCCUGCCUUAUGUAUGGCUGUGCCAAGUGCUGCCACUGUGGCAAGUGCUGCAAAGACCAGAAGGAGACGCCAGAGGACCAGAAGGUCCAGACCGAGGCCUCUGAAGCCUUUAACAAAGAAGCCGAGAACAAAGACAUCCCAAAUGAGGACAAAGCCAACAUCAAUUCCCAGGGUAAGAAGAACAUGUCUAGCAACAAAGCCUUCUAG